AUGAACAACGUUCUUAUCAAACGAUAUAUCACCAGAUCUUCAGCUUCCUACCUCCCUCGACUAACCCGAGCCUCAGUGCAAACAAAGACCGAGCCUCAGAACGAAGGGGAAGUUGGGCUGAAUGUCGGCGCCUCAUUCCCGGAUGACUUCGAGGACUCUCCUUUGAAGUCUGAGAUCCUCAAGCGCAGAAAUAAAAAUCCAGGCGUGGAGGAGUCUUAUCAUCCAACAAUGGAAGAGAUUUAUGAUAGCGUCCGAGGGAAGAUGCCCAUUGGCAAGAACAAAAAAGCCAAGCCUGCUCCCAAAGAUCCGGAUCGGGAGCCUGAACUGGAUGAGAUGUGA
Molecule: messenger RNA, 339 nt
Organism: Penicillium antarcticum
Lineage: Eukaryota; Fungi; Ascomycota; Eurotiomycetes; Eurotiales; Aspergillaceae
Exons: 3
Coding region: 1-339 (112 amino acids)
Source: RefSeq, a predicted model, not a curated record